Messenger RNA from Lathyrus sativus (Indian pea), 624 nucleotides. NCBI's taxonomy places the organism in Eukaryota, Viridiplantae, Streptophyta, Magnoliopsida, Fabales, Fabaceae. The record is from the annotation of a GenBank genome assembly.
AUGAGUUCUAGGUUAUCUGGGAAGGUGAAGUGGUUCAAUGAUCAGAAGGGGUUUGGAUUCAUUACCCCUGAUGAUGGUACCGAGGAGCUUUUCGUUCACCAAUCUCAGAUCCAGACUGAUGGUUUCCGGAGUCUCGCUGAAGGUGAAUCUGUUGAGUAUCAGGUUGAAUCUGAUACCGAUGGACGAUCCAAGGCUGUUCAGGUAACUGGUCCUGACGGUGCGUCUGUGCAGGGAAGCAAGCGUGGUGGUGGAGGUGGUGGAUAUGGUGGUGGAGGUGGUUAUGGAGGUGGUGGUGGUUACAACAGUGGCGGUGGAGGUGGUUAUGGUGGUAGCAGAGGCGGAGGUGGAUAUGGUGGAGGAGGUGGUGGAUAUGGUGGAGGAGGAGGUGGUUACGGUGGUGGUGGACGAGGAGGAGGACGUGGUGGAGGCGGCGGAGGUGGCGCUUGCUAUAACUGUGGUGAAUCAGGUCACAUGGCGAGGGAUUGCAGCCAGAGUGGAAGCGGUGGUGGAGGUGGUGGAAGAUACGGAGGCGGUGGCGGUGGAGGCGGUGGUGGCGGUGGAAGCUGCUACAGCUGUGGAGAAUCUGGUCACUUUGCGAGAGAUUGCCCAACCAGUACCCGUUAG